AUGCCGCUGAGUUUGACGGACUUAUUGACAAGUUCUUCUCCAGGAUUUAAAAAGCUGCUGCAGAAGAUAACAGAACAGACUCAGCUUUCUCCAGGGGCCCCCAAAGAGCCCCAAGAGGGGCCCCCCGGGGGGGCCCCCGGGGGGGACCCCGGGGGGGCCCCCCAGGGGCCCCCGGGGGCCCCCGAGGAGGAGGGCAGCAGCAAGGGGGCCCCCUCUGCGGAGAGAAGUGCAGCAGAGAAGGAGGCGAAGAAGACGAAUUCAAAAAGAGAAUCGACGCACGCCAGCAGCAGCAGCAGCAGCAGCAGCAGCAGCAGCAGCAGCAGCAGCAGCAGCGGACGCAAGAGUCAGGAAGGCUCAGCAAAACCCAAAAAGAAAGAUGAAAGAGGCUUUCCACAGGGGCCUCUCCAAGCAGUCCUCAUCAUGGGCCCUGACGGCCGCAUUCUUAACUUCGAGGGGAUGGAGCCUCCUUCCCCAGAAGAGCUUUCGCAAAUCCCCGAGGCCUUCUCAAUGCUUGCGAAGCAAAUGGGAGUUCCCUUCAGCCAAGAGGCUGCAGAGAACAUUCGGGAGACUUUAACAAAACUAACAGCGCAGCUCCCCAAGGGGGCCCCCAAGGGGGCCCCCCCCAAGGGGGGCCCCCCGAAGGGGGCCCCCCCCAAGGGGGCCCCCCAGGGGGCCCCCCAGGGGGCCCCCCAGGGGGCCCCCAAGGUGAACCCCCAAGGCAAAGAAAACCCUCGCAAGGCCAAAGCUGCCCCGCAGAUGAAAAGCCCGAAGGAGUCUGAAGAGCUGGAUGACCCUUGGGACGAAGGCUGGGCGGCCGCGGCGGACAGCAGCAGCAGCAGCAAGAGCAGCAGCAGCAGCAGCAAGAGCAGCAGCAGCAAGAGCAGCAGCAGCAAGAGCAGCAGCAGCUCGCCAGCAAGCGACCCCGAGACCUUCUUCAAGGGGGCCUUCAAGUUCAUUGCAGAAGCAGAUCCUGCUGCUAUGGGAAUGUUAAUGCGCGCAGCAGAACAGCUGGCGGGCCGGAGGGGCCCCCUGGGGGCCCCCCCCCCCUCAGCCCUGGCGGACUUUCUGAAGUCUUUGUCUGAGGGGCCCCCGGGGGCCCCCCAGGGGGCCCCCGGGGGGCGCUCAGGGGGGCCCCCGAAGGGGCCCCCGGAGGGGGGCCCCGGGGGCCCCCGAGAUGAGAAAGGAGACCGAGAUGAGCUUUAG
Eimeria necatrix is the source of this 1203-nucleotide messenger RNA. RefSeq lists its product as hypothetical. The record is from RefSeq and is a predicted model, not a curated record. The coding region runs from base 1 to 1203 and encodes 400 amino acids. The transcript is spliced from 4 exons. Lineage: Eukaryota; Apicomplexa; Conoidasida; Eucoccidiorida; Eimeriidae.